Messenger RNA from Mercenaria mercenaria, 1296 nucleotides. Its product is annotated as acetylcholine receptor subunit beta-type unc-29-like. Gene Ontology annotation, cellular component: synapse; membrane; neuron projection. Gene Ontology annotation, molecular function: extracellular ligand-gated monoatomic ion channel activity; neurotransmitter receptor activity; transmembrane signaling receptor activity. The coding region runs from base 1 to 1296 and encodes 431 amino acids. The transcript is spliced from 4 exons. The record is from RefSeq and is a predicted model, not a curated record. NCBI's taxonomy places the organism in Eukaryota, Metazoa, Mollusca, Bivalvia, Venerida, Veneridae. Gene Ontology annotation, biological process: chemical synaptic transmission; signal transduction; nervous system process.
AUGGAAAGAUUUAUAAACUUCUCAAUAAUUUGGUUGGCGUUCGCUCCAAUUGUUGUUUCGCAAGUUAAACCACUUUCGCUUCCUGAGGAUUCAAAGGAUGAUAAAGUUGGUACAGACCUUGUUGGAAUGAAACAGUUGUUUAAUGAUACAUUGACAGACUACGACACAAGAAUCAGACCUCGUGAAGACCAGUCACAAAUCGUUCAAGUAAAUACAACUUUCGUACCACAGAGUAUACUAGAGUUCGACACGUCGGAGCAGAAGUUUUCUGUCCUGGGGUACUUCCGGGUCCACUGGAACGACGAAGUUAUUACGUGGAACCCUAAAGACUACGCCGAUACCAAUACUAUUAAAGUGCCUGUUACCGAAAUAUGGAAGCCUAGUCUGAUUAUCUUGAAGGCUUUUGACGGCGACGGGGUUGUUGGUAAUCGUGAAACAGACAUCACUAAAAUAUCGUCCGAUGGCGAUGUUCAGUGGGUCCCCGAAGCAAUAUACAGUGUGGUUUGUCAUGUGGACAUCAAAUAUUACCCAUUUGAUGAACAGACCUGCACGAUAACAUAUUACGUUUCCGACGAAACAAUAACGACUGUUGAGUUGGACCAUCCUGAGCAUGUCAAUCUGGAUGAAUACACUGAAAACUCUGCAUGGAGGAUCACCAGCCUUUCCAAGAGGCGAUACCUGCUGUAUAACACAUACCAUAUAGAUGUAGAAUUUAAGCUUCAGAGGAGAGCAAACUUCGCUACAUUUACUCUAAUUAUGCCUUUGCUCAUGUUGGCCUUUCUGAAUAUCUGUAUAUUCUUGGUCCCAAUCGGCUCCGGUGAGAAGGGAUCGUUUGCAAUCACAAUUUUCCUCUCGUACGGUAUCUUUGUCACAAUCGUCAGUGAUACCCUUCCUGAUAACUCUCUCCAAAUAUCCUACUUCCUUCUGUUCAUCAUCGUCCUCUUGUUUAUGAGCGUCUUGUCCGUUCUGUACACAAUCAUUCAGGCAAAACUGAUGGCGAGCAUUGGAGAUAAAGAAUGCUCAAUCAAAUGCUUUCGUCCUAAAAAGAGUUCAAGCAACAAAGUGGUGCCUUUUAAUCCGAAAAAUGCUGAUGACGAUACCGUGAAAAACCCUGAAGUCUGCGAGGUUGAUAUGGACGCCGAUAACGACGACGAUUCAUACACAUGGGGAAUGUUCCUGGAGAAACUCGACUUCAUUUUGUUCUUCGUAUUUCUGGGUUUAAUCCUUCUCUGCUCUACAGCAUUCUUCAGUAUAAUGCUCCAAAGAGUGAGUGAAUCUACAUUGAAUGAAAUAUAA